UUCAAAAAGUAUCAGGAGUUGUCAAGGCUCUGCCGAAGAGGGAAAAGUAGUUUGUUGAUUCUUAAAGACCAAGAGAGAAGUUUGUGGACACAACAGGACCUACUGGGUGAAGGCAGAAAGUCGUUUACUAUUUCAGUAAAAUUACUGAAAGCUGCAAGGUAACAACAGCAAACUACCUCUGGUUUGGACUUUUUUCUCUGGUCUAGCAGGUUACACAAAAUCGGUUUUAAUGUACAACAUGAUGGAAACCGAACUCAAACCCCCCGCACCCCAGCCAAAUUCUGGGGGUACGGGGAAUUCCAACUCAUCUGGAAACAGCCAGAAAAACAGUCCGGACCGAGUCAAGAGACCCAUGAAUGCCUUCAUGGUUUGGUCGAGGGGACAGCGAAGAAAAAUGGCGCAGGAAAACCCCAAAAUGCACAAUUCGGAAAUUAGCAAAAGACUCGGGGCCGAGUGGAAACUUUUAUCCGAGAGCGAAAAACGACCUUUCAUCGAUGAAGCAAAGCGACUUCGAGCUCUCCACAUGAAGGAACAUCCGGAUUACAAAUACAGACCGAGGCGGAAAACCAAGACGCUGAUGAAGAAGGACAAGUACACUCUGCCAGGUGGGCUUCUUGCGCCGGGCGGCAAUGCUAUGAGCGCCGGGGUGGGUGUAGGGGCUGGCUUGGGCGCGGGGGUCAAUCAAAGGAUGGACAGCUAUGCGCAUAUGAAUGGCUGGACCAACGGAGGCUAUGGCAUGAUGCAGGAACAGCUUGGCUACCCGCAACACCCUGGUCUUAACGCUCAUAAUACGGCACAGAUGCAGCCAAUGCACCGUUAUGACAUGAGCGCACUUCAGUACAAUUCUAUGACCAGCUCACAGACCUACAUGAACGGAUCGCCCACGUACAGCAUGUCAUACUCUCAACAGAGUACCCCAGGAAUGACUCUGGGCUCCAUGGGUUCGGUGGUAAAAUCUGAGUCCAGUUCAAGUCCACCCGUUGUCACCUCGUCCUCACAUUCAAGGGCUGCGCCGUGUCAGACCGGAGACCUGCGGGACAUGAUCAGUAUGUAUCUACCGGGCGCUGAAGUACCCGAACAAACUGCUCAAAGCAGACUUCACAUGUCCCAACAUUACCAGAGCGCACCUGUCCCCGGCACAACAAUUAAUGGCACACUCCCAUUAUCGCAUAUGUAAAUGAACUUUUAUUAUAGAAACUGGACUUCUCUGGACUAUUUUUGUACAGAACAAUUUGGGGAGGGGAAAGUUGUAUAGAACUCAAGGAAAGAACACAAAACUUUUUUUUCUUUUGUUUUUUAAAGAAAAGUUCUAGAGGAACGGUAGG
Molecule: messenger RNA, 1325 nt
Organism: Megalops cyprinoides (Indo-Pacific tarpon)
Lineage: Eukaryota; Metazoa; Chordata; Actinopteri; Elopiformes; Megalopidae
Gene: sox2
Product: SRY-box transcription factor 2
Exons: 1
Coding region: 230-1177 (315 amino acids)
Biological process (GO): anatomical structure morphogenesis; regulation of DNA-templated transcription; cell differentiation
Molecular function (GO): DNA-binding transcription factor activity, RNA polymerase II-specific; RNA polymerase II cis-regulatory region sequence-specific DNA binding
Source: RefSeq, a predicted model, not a curated record